UUGUUGAAUACUUACAUUAUUUAUCAAUUGCAGUUAUUGUUUAGUUGUUUACAUUGAGCGACAUGUGCAGUGUUGUGCAGUGUAUUGUGUGGUGUGUCACCUCAUUUAUUUAGCACAAAUGUAAAAACCUAAUUAUGGUUUCCCCAUUUUUUAAACAGAGUUUUGUUGUGGUUGGAGCAGCCAUGUCUCAGAUGGGCCAUGGUGCAGCCUACGGCUACACGGCAACCCUCGUGGCACAUUAUACAGAUGACCAAGGGAACAAAAUGAGCAAUACUGAUCUAUCUUGGAUAGGUUCCGUUCAAUCCCUAUCAAAAAUAGUUGCUGCCUAUUUGACGCCAUUCAUCAUGUCUAAAAUGGGUCGACAGAGGGCUCACUUGCUUUCAGUAAUCCCGAUUCUGAUGCACUGGUUGAUUUUUGUUUUUGGGAAAUCAAUACCCGUGUUUAUCACCGGAAGAGUACUGUUUGGGAUUUCAGCGGGAAUUUAUGGGACUAUCCAUAACAUAAUUAUAGCAGAAAGUACAGAUCCGGUGAACCGUGGUGCUUUUUCAACAUUGUCUUCUUUAGCUGUUGGCGUUGGUGUAUUGUGGGCUCAUGUUUGGGGAAAUAUCUUAGCAUGGAGGUCGUCAGCUGCCGUAAGUACUAUCAUACCGUGUGUCAUCGCUGUUAUGACAUGGUUCUCUCCAGAAACACCAAGUUGGCUUGUGUCUAAGCAAAGGUAUGAUGAAGCUAGAAAAUCGUUUCGGUGGUUAAGAGGGGACAGCCAAGAGAUACAGAACGAAAUAGAAGACUUGAUUGAAAACGAUAAGGCAAAAUGCUUGGAAACGCUUAUGAAACCUGCUAAGACCUCGGCUGUAACAGAUAAAAUAAAAAAUAUUAUCACUGUAAUCAAAACAAAAGAAUUUUAUCAUCCAAUAUGUAUUUGCGUAAGCAUGAUUGUACUCAUCGAGUUUACUGGGAUGGAAACUAUAAUGAUGUCUUAUGGAAACUUUAUUUUAAAGUCACUACUCAGUAAAAAUUACCCUAAGGAUGUAAAAUGGCAUUUAAAUUUUCUUGAUUUCUUAAGGCCAGUGUCAACCUUGCUAUCAAUAAUUUUUUUGAAAAAAGUUAAAAGAAAGGUUAUCCUUCGUAGUAGUGCAUUGAUGACCAUUUCAUCCCUUAUUUUUACUUCUGUUUAUGUUUAUAUUCGUAACGAGGGAUACUUUCAGCAAACAUUAUUAUUGGAUAUUUUUGUCAUGUGUCUUAUGUCACUGUAUACGGUAUCUUUUUAUUUAGGACUAUCAUCAUUAUCAUUCGUUAUAAUUGGUGAAAUAAUACCUUUAUCUUAUAGAGGAACUGGUUCCGCCAUAGCUAUGAGUGGUUAUUGCGUAAUUACAUUUAUAUUGUUAAAAUCAUUCCCUCAAAUGUAUUCUGAGAUUGGGGUAGAAGGAAUAUUUUUGAUAUUUUCAUUCGUAUGUCUGAUCAGCUUUACUAUUUUACACAUAUUAUUACCAGAAACUAAAGACCUGACCUUGCUAGAAAUAGAAAAUAAAUUUAAACCUAAAAAACAAGUGCUCGAAGUUGAAAUGAAUUUAAUGAAUACUUCUUAAAUUACAUUUUAAAAUUUCGAAUAGCAUAAAAUGAUAAUUACGAAACGAGAGAAAAUAAAAGCUUUGGAGGCAAAACAAAGUGUUUGAAUCUUGGAACAUCUAUCAUCUUAUUCACUAUUGUAAUCGCCGAAGGGGUAGUAAGAGUUGACCCGCAAUGAGUCACAAUUUUGCCGUAGUACAUCUGUGAUAGGAGCCGUAUAGGCGUUUUGGUAUGACACCAAUCCAUUUAGAUUACAUAUCUAGAAAUCUAGUUAUUUGUCACAUGUUCUCACACCUUGCGCAGUGCGCAGUCUCCGACUGACACCAAUAACUCUUCCUUUCACCGCAGUGUCAAACCAUAGAUCGGCUCUAGUCACUGAAAAAAAAGAAGAUAAUACACUCACGUGCAAAGAAACAGUUCCACUAACAAAAUACAGACACCAAAUGGCCCAAAUUUUUGGCCCAAGUUUUCAGUUGGUAAUAUUCUCAAGCGCCGUUAAAUGUACUCAAAUAGUUGUGUAGUACUUAACUAAUGUGUAGUUCCAAAAAGAAGGCGUCGUUAAGUUAGUUUUCUCCGUUUAGGAGUAAUUUGGUGAAUGGAACUUUUUCAUUGCCCGUGAGUGUAUUACCGAAUUUGUACUCGUAUACUGUACCAACUUUACGUGAUCUUAAUACCCACCGCAUCCCAAACGUGUAAGAAAGAAUUCACUUCGGAAACUUUGAUUUUUAAGUGCAACACAAACUUUGAAAAUAUAUUCCUAAGUUGAUCCAGGAACAAAGGCGGAGUUGAGGUGAAAACCUCGAGGGUGUCGUAAUGUUGAACCAGAAUAAGACUUGAGUUCAACUCUUUAUAUUCCGCAAGUUUCCACACAUGUUUGUUUUGUUUGAUUUCCAUGACAAAGUUAUGGUUUGCUACUUUGUUAACUCUGUACGUUGGACUUAUGUUACCAGCAGUAACUUCAACGCGUGGCAUUCAUCAAAGACAAGAGACAACAGCUUUGAUUUUAUACCUCCUUCAUAAUAAGAAAUACACCUAAAUAACUUUAAUAUUAUCAUUGUCAUAUCUGCCGAAGAACCGAUAACCGUUGGGGUACGAAUAGGCAAACGCAGCGUGGGACGCCCUC
Molecule: messenger RNA, 2689 nt
Organism: Plutella xylostella (diamondback moth)
Lineage: Eukaryota; Metazoa; Arthropoda; Insecta; Lepidoptera; Plutellidae
Product: facilitated trehalose transporter Tret1
Biological process (GO): transmembrane transport
Cellular component (GO): membrane
Molecular function (GO): transmembrane transporter activity
Source: RefSeq, a predicted model, not a curated record